Molecule: messenger RNA, 575 nt
Organism: Cottoperca gobio
Lineage: Eukaryota; Metazoa; Chordata; Actinopteri; Perciformes; Bovichtidae
Product: guanine nucleotide-binding protein G(I)/G(S)/G(O) subunit gamma-5-like
Exons: 3
Coding region: 57-263 (68 amino acids)
Biological process (GO): G protein-coupled receptor signaling pathway
Cellular component (GO): heterotrimeric G-protein complex
Molecular function (GO): G-protein beta-subunit binding
Source: RefSeq, a predicted model, not a curated record
UAUAUAUAUUUAUAUAUUCGUCGCUUUUAAGACUACAAACCCUCAAAAUCUUAGCAAUGUCGACAUCAUCCAGCAUCGUAUCGAUGAAAAAAAUUGUCCAACAGUUACGGCUGGAAGCAGGCAUAAACAGAGUUAAGGUGUCCCAGGCCGCAGCGGACCUGCAGCAGUUCUGCCUUCAGAACGCCCAGCAGGACCCUCUGCUCUGCGGCAUGUCGUCCAGCAACAACCCGUUCAGACCGCAGAAAGUCUGCUCCUUCCUAUAGCACCGACACACAGACCGACCCUCUGCCUCUGUUUUGGACGUUGUGGUGAGUUGUUGGAAUUGGGCUGCAGGACCUGCGCUGUGGACUGGAAUCGUCUCAGGAGCAUUUCGAGGACAAGCAACUAACUUAACAGUUUUUUACUUUUGCCUUUUGUAAAAUGUCAUCCAGAAACAUUUCCAGAUGCUUAUAAAAAAAGCUUAACCUACUUGCUUGGAAGUAACUAACCCAUAACACACACAUGUGCCUUUUUUGAAUUGUACAUUUUUCAUGCCUGAUUUUGAGAAUAAAUAAAUGGUAUUUCCACAUUUUCAA